UCACAACACCUGAGUCAACACCCCCAAUUACCCAAUUCGCAGAAGCUGGUAUGAAGCAUCUCAGGCACAACCCAAUAUGCAGCCGUCGUUCACAACUCCAAGCACUACAGAUCGAAAUUCAAAUAAACUGAAAUCAAGAAAAGGUUUUUGGGUAGGGCUUUGCUAUCUGGAUCGAACGAUGAAGCGAAGCCGGAUCUUCUUCUUCUGGUGCGAGGCUUCAAAUGCGAAGCCGGAUCUUCUUCUGGUGCGGGGCGAAGAAGUGUAAAAGCCAAAAAAAGGCCGGUUGUACCGUGCGCACGGUACAGCCGGCUGUACGAUGUAUUUUACCCUACCAAACGCCCCCUAAUAAAAUUCUAGCACAACAAAGAUGCCAUGCCACAUGGGUAAAUUUGAUUGGCUUGGAGUGGAUCAGGGGUGUCCAUCUCAUCUCUUUUUUGUGUGGCUACUCAGUGCUCCUUGCUUUAUCAAACAAACAACCCCUUAAUCUGCAAAUUCCUUCCAUCCUCAAAAUCAAUCAAACUGAAAACAGAGUAAAGUAACUCAGAGCUUGGUCCUCUUCCAUCAUCUCAUUCUCGUUAAUCAAAACCAGAACAUAUAUGGCCUCCACCAUCUCUGCCUGCUCUUCAACCUCCACUCUAGCUCGUGCUUCCUUCGUGCCGAAAUCCCCCGCAUCACGCCCCUCCUCCGCUCUUGGGUUGCCGGCGAUGAGUAAAGUGGCGAAGACGAGAUGUUCGAUGGAGAGAAAGACGGAGAGGAAGUCAGAGUUGAGGACCGGCGGUGCAUCCUUGUUGUCGGCGGCGGCGGUUGUGAUGUCGAGCCCGGCAGCCAUGGCGUUGGUGGAUCAGAGGAUGGGCACGGAGGGGACGGGGCUUCCGUUCGGGCUGAACAACAACCUUCUAGGGUGGAUACUGUUGGGGGUGCUGGGGCUAACUUGGUCAUUUUACAUGGUCUACACUUCUGGGCUGGAGGAAGACGAGGAGUCUGGGCUGUCCCUCUGACUGACCUUCUUCGUCUUCAUCUCUACUCUGUUUAAUUAGUGAUCAAUGGUAUAGUACUUAUUAUCUUGGUGCUGUUAUUGCUGUAAACUUUUGCUGUAAUGAAAUAUUGCUUGACUGAUUCGUGAUGCUUCGUUUGGAUUGUUACUCAAUUUAGCAAAAUGAACUUGAAGUCUUGAAUAAGCAAGUUUAUAUAGAUAUUGAUUGGAU
Messenger RNA from Cuscuta epithymum, 1205 nucleotides. NCBI's taxonomy places the organism in Eukaryota, Viridiplantae, Streptophyta, Magnoliopsida, Solanales, Convolvulaceae. The record is from the annotation of a GenBank genome assembly.